AUGGAGACGCGGCGGACGCAGGAAGGCUUGACGCGCGGCAUGUUGUCGCGCUGGCUGGCGCUCAAAGCCGGCGCAUGGCAGGGGCUGCGUCGAGGGCACUCGGCCUGGCUCGUUCACACCGUACGUACUGUCGGCGGUACACUCGCGCGCGGCGCCGCUACUCGGCUCGGACGAAGUACACAGUGCGGAGCGGACACGGCGUGUGACCGAGCGCACCACUCGCCAUCUGAAGCGGGACUGAGCGCUCGGCGGUGGCGGGCGGCGGGCGGCAGCGCGCGCGCGCACCAGGUAUACGGUUAUGACAGGGGGCGGGGCCGCGCCCGGCUCAUAAAUCAAACUUCGCCCAUUCGCACGCGCUACACGGGCUCCCCUCCUCCAUAUUCCAUAUUCGGGGCGGGGCAUAUUUUCAUAAUCAUAACGCCUCAUAUUCAUAAGCGACAUGUGAUCGCGAGUAAGCUGACGGCACGAGGCGGCCGCCGGCCGGUGGGCGGCGCUGACGCCCGCUAG
This is a messenger RNA of Arctia plantaginis, 507 nucleotides long. The record is from the annotation of a GenBank genome assembly. Lineage: Eukaryota; Metazoa; Arthropoda; Insecta; Lepidoptera; Erebidae.